This is a messenger RNA of Rangifer tarandus platyrhynchus (Svalbard reindeer), 228 nucleotides long. The record is from the annotation of a GenBank genome assembly. Lineage: Eukaryota; Metazoa; Chordata; Mammalia; Artiodactyla; Cervidae.
AUGGGAUUGUCCGGUGAAGAGAAGGCUUGGGAACGAAGUGCUUCUGGAAAACGGCGUUCGUCACAAGAGACUGAGAGGCGAGAAGUCUGCUCGGCGACUUCGUCCACGCUCACUCCUGCGGCAGCGGACCGCAGCGCGGCCCCGGGGCCCGCGGAGGACCGGACGCCCGGGCCACCAGGCAGGCGGGCGACAGGGCGGAGCUGGCUCUACUACGCGCUCCCGACCUGA